AUUUUUCCUUAAAAAGGAUAUAAAGCAUUCUCAAAAUCUCUCAAUCGUCGACCCCAAAAUCACGCAAGAAAUUUUAAACAACGGAGCAGAACCCUAGAAAAAGCUGUCUCAUCUCAUUUCUUUGAACACCAACUCACAGUCACAGACCCUUUGAGCUCACUACUUUUGUGUGAGAUAGAUAAUGGCUUCUUCGUCCUCUCAACCCAUGAAAAUGGUAUCAAAUGCCUUUCCUCAGCCUCAGCCUCAGCUCUCAGUUCAGCAUCAGCCUCAGCCACAGCUUCCCUCUCAACCUCAGCUUCGGCCUCCGCCUCCCUCUACUUCUGCGCGCCGUUUAGACCCCCCCUUGAUGUACAAGAACCGUCUACAGGAAUACACACAAAGGUCAGCCAUUCCGCAGCCAUUAUAUCAAACUAUGAGUGAAGAACCACCAAAUGCACGAAGGUUUAGGUCAACAGUGGAAGUGGAUGGAGCGACCUAUACCUCUCCAAACACUUUUUUACAUAAAAAAGCAGCCGAACAGGACGUUGCCAAAAUUGCACUAGAACACAUAUCAAAGAGGAUAAGGGAUGAAGGAUGUCCUCUCAUUCAUGAGGAUACGGUAUUUUGCAAGGCUAUACUUAACGAGUUUGCUCUCAAGAUGAAUCUGGAUAAGCCUACGUUCAAUACAGUUCAGCCAGAAGGGUUGCUACCAGUUUUCAUAUCUUCUACGGUUUUUAAUGGUGUAUGCUAUACUGGUACCCAUGGUCGGAACAAGAAAGAAGCUGAACAAUUGGCAGCGCGCGCUGUUAUUGUAUCUCUUUUGGGAAAUUCUGGGUCAGGAACCAUUCUUACUGAGAUAAUAAAGUCUAAAGAAAAACUCUAUGCUGCAUUGCAUAAAGUGAAAAGUGUAAGCCAUGCCACUAUUAGUGCCAUACCCCAGAGUGUUGAAGUGCAAGUUGCAAGUCCAGGGGCCUCCUCAGGAACGCAAGUCAUCCAUGAACUGAAAAUACCAAAACCUGAACCAUCAACACAACUGAUCAGUGCACAAACCUCAUCUCAAGCAGUCAAUCUUCCAAUUGAAUUUGUGCCUGCUGUUUUACCAGAACCUUCAGGUGUAGGUCCAAGUUCCUCAAAGAAGCGCCGCAAGAAUAAGAACAAAGCUAACAAGAAAUUGCGGUCUGACACUCAGUUCUCAAUUGCCGAAAUGCCAGUAGCUCAAGCCCCAAUGACUCAAGCCCCACCUUGUUCGGUAGGCUUGACGAAUGAAGUGGCUCAUUUGUGAUGUGUCUUUUGUGUAUUUAGUUUAGCCUGUUGUGUAUGUAUUUAGUUUAGGGCUUUAGGCUGACUCAAAACUCUCAUCUUGGGUUUUUUUAAGACAUUAAUAAUUCCUCCUUGUUUUUGUCCGAGUGUUAUUAAGAAUGACAAAACUUAGGUAUAAUACCUUAGGUGCUGUUUCUUA
This is a messenger RNA of Quercus robur (English oak), 1438 nucleotides long. RefSeq names its product double-stranded RNA-binding protein 4-like. The coding region runs from base 182 to 1261 and encodes 359 amino acids. Gene Ontology annotation, biological process: regulation of gene expression; rRNA processing. The record is from RefSeq and is a predicted model, not a curated record. The transcript is spliced from 5 exons. Gene Ontology annotation, molecular function: double-stranded RNA binding; ribonuclease III activity. Gene Ontology annotation, cellular component: nucleus. Lineage: Eukaryota; Viridiplantae; Streptophyta; Magnoliopsida; Fagales; Fagaceae.